UUAUACCUUAUAAGCAGACUCGACAUUAAUUUGUUUGGCAUGAAAGCCAUAUUUGCUUUGUUUGUUUUCUUUUACAUUGGUGUUUGUACAGGAACGGGACCAUGUAGAGACGGCUGGGUACCAUUCAGUGAGAACUGCUACUACUUCUCACACAAUCUCAUGUCAUGGCCACAGGCUGCGGAAACAUGCGAGGCAUUACACAGCACACUUGCUACAGUUUUGUCAGCUGAAGAACAGACAUUCUUAAAGACGACUCUAUUGAACAUACAUCCUCAUGAUGCUGCUAGUCGUAUAUAUUGGAUUGACGGCACCGAUCUGGAAGUUGAGCACGUGUGGAGAUGGGCGUCCACAGGAGAAAUAUUAACCUAUACGGACUGGAGUACGGGGGAACCCACCAAUACCGGAGCUGAAAAUUGUCUCCUUCUAUGGGGUCAACAAAAUUUCAAGAUGGGUGACAAUCCGUGUGGAGCGAGCUGGAACUACAUCUGCAAAUCUAGCGAAGAAAACACUGAAAACAUCAUCGGCUGA
Molecule: messenger RNA, 528 nt
Organism: Ylistrum balloti
Lineage: Eukaryota; Metazoa; Mollusca; Bivalvia; Pectinida; Pectinidae
Product: perlucin-like protein
Exons: 5
Source: RefSeq, a predicted model, not a curated record